Messenger RNA from Clonostachys rhizophaga, 1140 nucleotides. The record is from the annotation of a GenBank genome assembly. NCBI's taxonomy places the organism in Eukaryota, Fungi, Ascomycota, Sordariomycetes, Hypocreales, Bionectriaceae.
AUGGUUUCCUUGGCCUCUCUCGCGCCGGAGCUCCUUCUCCUCCUCGCAGAUCGCCUUCACAAUAUUGAGGAUUACUCUGCCCUCUCAUCGACAUGCACAUACCUCCGCACCACUCUCCAGUCCGUGACCCCAAACAUCAUCCUGCGACUCGCCAAUAACCAGUCGCGCGUCUUCUUCCGUCCGUCUCCCGAGUUCCUCGCGGCCGCCACGGCUCGCCAAUUGGGAGAAUGGGCCCGUCUCGACCCCGCCAACGAGGCAGCCUUGGCGCUCGCCUUCCAAAACGGCCCGGCCGGCAUGCUUGAUCUCGCCCUGCUUCACUGCGGCCUCACAAUGUCCCGCAUUCGCCAGCUGCACGCCCUGCGCUUCUCCGUCAUCAACCCCGUCACGGACAUCAUCGACCAGUGCGUCGGCCAGCAGUGGUACUCCACGCCCGACUUCUGGUACGGGGGCGUGGACGACGCCUACACCAUCGACGCGGACCCGAACAGCACCUUCUUCCACCUCGCCAUCUACGGCGAGCUCUUCGCCCCGGACCUGGCUGCCUAUCUGGACGGGGACGCGACCCAUCGUGCCCUGAGUGUCGAGACGCGCCUGGAGUAUAUCAAGUACUGCGUCCCGGACUUCGCUUGUGAGUUGCAGGGUAGGAUCAACCCCCGGGACGCCCGUCUCCCCAACGGUGAGCUGGACCCCCGCAGGGACGUCAAGCCCGUGGGGCCGUACACCAGAGACGAGAAGAACAUUGGCUACCUGGAUCCCCCCAAGGACAACAACAUCGCGCUGGUCUGGGUCCUCCGAAGCACGAGGUGGAGACCGCACUGGAGGAGUCUCCGCCAGAGGGCGGCGGAGGACUUCCAGGACGGGUUCGAGGACGAGUGGUGGCUCGACGGCGGGGAGGGGAGGGACUGGAGGCAGCGGCUGUGGGAGAACACCAUGGUCUGCCAGGGGCUCGAGGGGCUGGGGAUGAUACGGCCCGAGAUGCAGGACGGGUGGCUGGAGAGGAUCCGGGCUUGGAAGGCCAAGAUUGCGGCCUUGGAUAGGACGCCGGGCGAGAUCAAGGUCGGGAGGCAUACCACGUAUGAUUAUCCGUUCCUUCUGGGGGAUUUGCGGAUUUGUGCCAGUGGGUUUGUUGGGGGUUCCUAA